Molecule: messenger RNA, 1570 nt
Organism: Cantharellus anzutake
Lineage: Eukaryota; Fungi; Basidiomycota; Agaricomycetes; Cantharellales; Hydnaceae
Product: mitochondrial carrier domain-containing protein
Exons: 9
Coding region: 99-1256 (385 amino acids)
Biological process (GO): transmembrane transport
Source: RefSeq, a predicted model, not a curated record
CAUCUCCCCUUUUUCUUAGUUUUGACUAGACUCUAUCCGAUUCCGUCCACCAACUGGCGCGCCCAGACCGUUGAGCGAGUCUAACGCGCGGCAUAGUCAUGGCGUCGACAUCGGCACCGGCACCUUCGACGCCCGAGCCCCGGCCGACCGUCAGCGAAGAAGAAAAGAAAUCACCCUUGUUCUCCUCCCACCUUCCCGCCUAUUUCAUUAAGGACGGUUGUGAGCCCCUUAGAACGCUUAAAGAUUAUCCAGUGCGUUCAGAAUUGGAUUUCCUGCCACCAGUCUCUGAUUUGGGACAACAUUGGCGCUGCACCAGACAAGUGCAGCCUCGGACCAGUGGCCAGCCCUAUCAUGGCGUAUGGCGUUCCCUUGUUCGUAUGUGGAAGGAAGAAGGGUUUAAGGGUUUCAUGCGAGGAAAUGGCAUCAACUGCGUUCGCAUUAUUCCAUACAGUGCGGUGCAAUUCACGACGUAUGAACAGUUAAAGAAAUUUUUCACUGGAAAUGGGGCGAAACAGUUAGAUACCCCAACGAGGCUGUUGUCAGGCGCCCUUGCUGGCAUCACCUCUGUCAGUGCGACUUACCCUCUCGACCUCGUUCGUGCGCGGCUAUCCAUUGCGUCGGCAACAAUGCAUGGCACGAACGCAAGCUCGAAUGCGACAGCUGCUGCAGUUGCUUCGCCAUCAGUGCGACAAGCUGCUCCCCUUUCAUCCACAAUUUCUAGUUCGUCGAAGCCGUCUACACUCGCCGCUGCCAUGUCCACGGUGGCUGCCUCAUCAUCUGCACGUGCUCGCGGUGUGCCCGAGGUGCCUGGUAUGUGGGCUAUGACCCUCAAGGUUAUGCGAGAGGAGGGUGGUGUUAAGGCUUUGUACAGGGGCAUCGUCCCUACCGCUGUCGGCGUGGCGCCGUAUGUGGGAAUCAACUUUGCAGCGUACGAGAGCUUAAGAGGAAUCUUAACUCCUCCAGGACGCGACCACUCAGUAUGGCGCAAGCUCACUUGCGGUGCUUUGGCCGGGUCUAUUUCCCAGACGCUUACCUAUCCCUUUGACGUGUUAAGACGGAAAAUGCAGGUGACAGGUUUGAAUACGAUGGAUUACAAGUGUAACAGCGCUUUCGAUGUCAUACGGUCAAUCUUGUACACCGAAGGUCCCUUAGGCUUCUACCGUGGAAUUUGGCCAAAUUUGUUGAAGGUUGCUCCUAGUAUUGCCACAUCAUUUUAUACCUACGAGCUUGUCAAGGAAUUUCUCCAGAAGCUAUAGAGCAGCGUCAUGAUACACAUAAACCGUAAGAGUAAUUAGCCUUUAAGCUCACAUAUUUCUUUCCUCUUGGAUUGGACUGGACUGGGUGUGCACAUCUUCUUUAUGAUUGAAAAUCCUCUUAUCCGAGAGCCUGCAAUGCCCUUAUUAACCACUGUUUGCCUUACGAAGAAGACCAUCAUCCGAGUCCAUAUUGUUUAUUCAUUUGUUCAUUGCCAGUUACCAACACUAUCGCUUUGUAGAUCGCAAUAAUUCCAUUCCGAAACAUUGCCCCAUUGCACAUACUUCUGAUUGGCGCCCGUUGCGAUCAAGCUUGU